Messenger RNA from Pezoporus flaviventris, 1396 nucleotides. RefSeq names its product caudal type homeobox 2 (gene CDX2). NCBI's taxonomy places the organism in Eukaryota, Metazoa, Chordata, Aves, Psittaciformes, Psittacidae. The transcript is spliced from 2 exons. Gene Ontology annotation, cellular component: nucleus. Gene Ontology annotation, biological process: cell differentiation; anterior/posterior axis specification; regulation of transcription by RNA polymerase II. Gene Ontology annotation, molecular function: RNA polymerase II transcription regulatory region sequence-specific DNA binding; DNA-binding transcription factor activity, RNA polymerase II-specific. The record is from RefSeq and is a predicted model, not a curated record. Bases 344 to 1207 code for a protein of 287 amino acids.
CAAUAAAGGCUUGAAUAUUUAGCUGUGAUCAGGUCGCUGCCCUCUCCUUAUCUUUUUAAAUGCAAAUCGUCUUUUAGGGGCAGUAGCUAUAUACCCAGCGCCUCUCCACGUCACCUGCCUUUGGUGUGUCUGGGCCAUUACUAAUAGAGCCUUGUAAACAAUCGUUAAUCAUGUAAGUGCUGCCGACCAUUGGAUUCGGACCGGGAGAGCGGAGCGCAGCGCGGGGCCGCGGCCCCUCCGCCUGCCCCCUCCCCGCCCCGGGCAGCCCGUCCCCAGGCAGCAGCCGCGCCGCUGCCAGAGCCCCGAGCAGCAUGCGGAGAGCCGCCGCAGGGGCCCCGACAGCAUGUACGUGAGCUACCUCCUGGAGAAGGACGGGCCCAUGUACCCCGGCCCGGUGCGACACUCGGGGGGGCUCAACCUGGCGGCGCAGAACUUCGUGGGAGCCCCACAGUACGCGGACUACGGCGGCUACCAUGUGAACCUCGACAGCGCUCAGUCCCCCGGGCCGGCCUGGCCUGCACCCUAUGCCGCCCCUCUCCGCGACGACUGGGGCGCCUACGGCCAAGGGGCUCCUCCGGCCGCCGCCGCCGUCCAUGGCCUCAACGGCGGCUCCCCCGCUGCCGCCAUGGCCUACAACCCCGCCGACUACCACCACCACCACCCGCACGCCCACCACCACGCCGGCCCCGCGCCCCACUGCUCUGCCGGGGUCAUGCAGCCCCUCAACGCCGCCAACAACGCUGCCGCUGCCGCCGUUCCCGAGCCUCUGUCACCCGGCGGGCAGCGGCGCGGCCUCUGCGAGUGGAUGAGGAAGCCGGCGCAGCCCCCUCUCAGCAGCCAGGGUGAAAAUCUGGUUCCAGAACAGGCGGGCGAAGGAGAGGAAGAUCAACAAGAAGAAGCUGCAGCAGACGCAGCCCGGAGGAGCAGAGCCCCUCAGCCCCGGCGCCCCUCUGCAGGGUCCCUCAGCGGGAGCGGCCGCCGCCGGUCUGGGCCCCGCCGCCCCGCAGUGACAGCGGCCGGGGACAGCGGCACAGGGACUGCUGCUGGAGGGCACGGCAGCGCCGGGGCCGGGCCGGGCUGGGGGGCACGAUGGGAGCCCCCUCCGCCCUCCCCAUGCACUACAGCGCCCAGCGGGGCCGGCAGUGUGUACAGAUGUACAGUGUAUGUGUCUCGUCCUCCGGGGGAAGCGUGGCCAUCUCUCUAUUAAUAUUAUUAUUAUUAUGUUUGGGUGGGGUUUUUUACCCUGGAGUUUGUUAGAUAAAAAGGGGGGGGCACUGCCUGACAGUCAACCCUCGGUGAAUCUCAGGGAUCGGUCCAAAAGACCUUAGAAAUGUUGUUGGGCUAGCAAUGAAUUUUAACAGAAAACAAAAUUAAAGCACAUUUUUUUUUAAUUUAA